Molecule: messenger RNA, 1815 nt
Organism: Camelus dromedarius (Arabian camel)
Lineage: Eukaryota; Metazoa; Chordata; Mammalia; Artiodactyla; Camelidae
Gene: NOAZFP
Product: zinc finger protein 330
Exons: 10
Coding region: 176-1138 (320 amino acids)
Cellular component (GO): nucleus
Molecular function (GO): zinc ion binding
Source: RefSeq, a predicted model, not a curated record
CCGGUGCCUAGUACCUACAAGCUGUUCCAUCCGCCUUCCUCCGGUCUUAGUAACGUUUUCGCCGGAGUCGUGGUCAAAGAAUUGGGUGUGCUGCCGCCGCGCGCCGGCCUCACGCCCUUCCCUGCCCCUCGGCCCCCGGAGUGAGCCCGGCCUCCCCGCGAGGAAAGAAGGAGAAAUGCCUAAAAAAAAGACUGGUGCCAGGAAGAAGGCAGAGAACCGCCGGGAACGUGAAAAACAACUGAGAGCAUUAAGAAGCACUAUCGACUUGGCUAAACACCCAUGCAAUGCUUCAAUGGAAUGUGACAAGUGUCAGAGGCGGCAGAAGAAUAGAGCGUUUUGCUAUUUUUGUAAUUCUGUACAGAAGUUACCAAUUUGUGCACAGUGUGGGAAAACAAAGUGCAUGAUGAAGUCUUCAGACUGUGUCAUAAAGCACGCUGGUGUCUACAGCACUGGCCUUGCAAUGGUGGGUGCAAUAUGUGACUUCUGUGAAGCUUGGGUAUGUCAUGGUAGGAAAUGUCUCAGUACACAUGCCUGCGCCUGCCCGCUUACUGAUGCUGAGUGUGUGGAAUGUGAACGGGGUGUCUGGGACCACGGAGGCAGAAUUUUCAGUUGUUCUUUUUGCCAUAACUUUCUCUGUGAAGAUGAUCAGUUUGAACAUCAAGCCAGCUGCCAGGUUUUAGAGGCGGAAACAUUUAAAUGUGUUUCAUGUAAUCGGCUUGGUCAGCAUUCCUGUCUCCGUUGUAAGGCUUGUUUCUGUGAUGAUCAUACAAGGAGCAAGGUGUUUAAGCAAGAGAAAGGAAAACAGCCUCCCUGCCCUAAAUGUGGACAUGAGACUCAGGAAACUAAGGAUCUUAGCAUGUCAACACGCUCCCUGAAAUUUGGCAGGCAGACUGGAGGUGAAGAGGGAGAUGGAGCUUCUGGGUAUGACGCCUAUUGGAAGAACCUUGCGUCUGAGAAGUAUGGUGAUACCAGCUACCACGAUGAGGAGGAAGAUGAGGAUGAAGCAGAGGACGAUGAAGAGGAAGAAGAUGAAGGGGGGAAAGAUUCAGAUGCUGAGACGUCAGAUUUGUUUACUAACUUGAAUUUAGGAAGGACCUAUGCCAGUGGCUAUGCUCACUAUGAGGAACAAGAGAACUAGAAGAGCUGCUUGCCCGCUGGUGACCUUGUCUGAGAGGAGUUGGAACGUGUGUGCUUGGUGAGUCACGUGUAGAUGUUCAAAAGUACGUACUGUCACUUAGUCACACUUACUGGGGCAAGGAGUAGGGCAUAGCAUUUUUAUAGGAACUGAUAGUCAGGCUUCUAGCAUAAGAAAAAUGAGUUUUAAAUGCAAGAUAUUUAUUGAUUCAAGCAACUGAAGUAUCAUAGAUUAGAUUUUUACUGAUUUCAGUAAUCUAGUAGGUUUGCCAAUUAAAUACAUAUACAGGAUAAAGGACUAGGAUGGUAAUAUAUUUGUUGGAAAUUAAAUUGCUGUUUUUAUUAAAAACACUGCUUAUAAAAUCAUUUUGUCUGAUUUUGUAAAAUGUAAUGGGUAAAAUGAAUUGUUAUAUUUUUCCUUGUUUGUCCACAGGCUAUAAGUCAGAUGCUAUAUACUAAAUUUUCAUUAAAUGUUCACGUUAUCUUAGGUAGCUAUACAUGUUUUAGCAACUGACUCAUUGAUUUCUUUCUUCGCAGUGUAUGCCCUGAACAGUACUUGUUAUUAACGUCUAAAUGUAUAGACAGAGGUGACUAUUUUUCAGAGACACAAUCAGUAUUAUUACACAGAUGUUUUACCCAGGAAAUUUCAUUUCUCUUUGAAUAAAUCUAGUAUUUCACUUA